CCGGGGACUGCGUGGAGCAGAGGUGCCGCAGCGCUUCAGGAACGGACUGCCAGCGCGGAGCCAGAGCGACCUGAAGCGGAAAAGCUAAGUCAGAAUGGAGCGUAUGUCUGAGGAGGCACUGCGGUUGAACCUGCUGAAGCGGGGCCUGGAAACAGCAGAUGAGAGAGAGGAGGCUCUAGCCAAACGUCUGAAAAUGGAGGGUCACGAGGCUAUGGAAAGACUAAAGAUGCUAGCACUGCUUAAGCGCAAUGACCUAACUGCCCUGGAGGCAGCAGCCAUGGUUGAGGGCAAGGGGCCCGGGGCCAGCCAGGGACUACUGAGGGCUUAUGAGGAGAAACUAAAUGGGAACUUUAGGACCACAAGCCAUGGGGGGCCCAGCAAGAAUGGCAAAGAGAACAUGAUGGAUGAACCAGUGGACAUGAGUGCCAGGAGGAGUGUUGUGGAGAGAGAAAGGUGCACCCCAUCACCGGAUGUAAUCAUCCUGUCAGAUAAUGAGGCGUCAAGUCCGAGAAGCACUCCACACCCAGAGGAGCGUCGCCAUCACCCAAACCUGGAAAUGUUCAAGGGGAAAACGGGUGAGGAGAGGCAGCAGAUGAUCAAAGCUCUGCGUGAGGAGCUGAGGCUGGAGGAGGCCAGGCUUGUGCUGCUGAAGAAGCUGAGACAGAGCCAGCUGCAGAAAGAGAACCUAGUGCAGAAGGUUCCAGUGGUUCAAAAUGCCCCCUCUUCGAUACAGUCCUCUACCGUUCACAGCUCACAGGGGCUGAACAAACUGCCUGUGCGGCCAGGCGUGCACUCUUCUGAGCCCCAAAACCUCCGCACAGCACAGGGCCACACGGUGAUCAGGUCUGCAUCCAGUGCCUCUUUGCCCCCCAUGAUGAUGUCCCAGAGGGUGAUAGCCCCGAACCCAGCACACCUUCAGGGGCAGAGAAUAUCCAAGUCUGGCAUGGGCCGGCUCUCAGGGAGCAUGAGUAAUGCUAUCAACUACCAGCAGGCUGCUAGCCAACAGGUGGCUGCCUCACAGCGUUCCAGCUCCUCCACAGCUAUUUACAUGAAUUUGGCCCACAUGCAGGCGGCUGGUGCAGCAGGUGUGCCAGGCGUCGGGGUGGGAAUGAGUGGCGUGGGUGCGGUCAGCCCCUCUGCACUUCCCAGCAGCUCUAGUUUGGGUUCACUGAGUGACCAGGCUAGCAGCCAGGCAGCCGCAAAACUGGCCCUGCGGAAGCAGCUGGAGAAGACGCUGUUGGAAAUCCCUCCCCCUAAACCUCCCGCGCCCCUGCUUCACUUCCUGCCCUCUGCCGCAAACAGCGAGUUCAUCUACAUGGUGGGACUAGAAGAGGUGGUGCAGAGCGUCCUCGACAGCCAAGGUAAAAUGAGGGGUUCACUAGCCCGCAUGGAGCCAUUCUUUUGCGCCCAGUGCAGGACUGACUUCACCCCUCACUGGAAGCAGGAGAAAAGCGGCCGUAUCCUGUGUGAGCAGUGCAUGACAUCCAACCAGAAGAAGGCCCUAAAGGCUGAACACACCAACCGUCUGAAGAAUGCCUUUGUAAAGGCUUUGCAGCAGGAACAGGAAAUAGAGCAGAGGCUGCAACAGCAGGCAGCUCUAUCCCCAAGCCCAGCUCAGACUGUGCCUAGCAUCAGCAAAGCUGAGAGCAUGAUCCGACACCAUGCCCUCCGACAGGUUUCACAGCCACAGGCAGCUCUGCAGCGAGGAUUGUCCGGUUCAGCGCGUGGAGUUCUCUCUAACUUUGCCCAGGCCUCACAGCUUUCAGUAGCCAGUGGCCUGUUGGGUAUGACCAACAAACGCUGCGGAUCAGGCAGUGCCGGCAGCAGUCGGUCACAGCAUGAAAGCCGUCGGCAGAUCUACAACAUCCCCGGCCUCAACAUUGCUUAUUUGAAUCCUGGUGGCCACAAGGCGUCCAGCUUGGCAGAUCGUCAGAGGGAGUAUCUGCUGGACAUGAUCCCCCCACGCUCCAUAUCUCAGUCCAUCAGUGGCCAGAAAUGAGCUCAAUCACCCCCACUGCAACCAUCUCCCUGUCGCAUGCAGUGCCUGUCCGUGUGCCUACCCAACAAAUCCAUAAAAAAAACACAGCCAGACUAACACCAGACUGUCAGUGCAUCUCAACCUCUAUUUCCUGCAAAAGCUGAUCUCUUUAUUUCAUUAUUAUUACUCUUGCUGUCAGUUAUCACCUUUAUUAUUAUUAUGAUUAUUGAUUUCAUUAUUGUUUGUGUUACAGGUAUCCUUCUGUUUAUUAGUAGCUGUAGUAAUUUGUGGAUUUCUUUUGCUGUUUUUAUUUAUUUCUUUCAUAAGGGAGGGGCUAGCUUGCAGGGUUACUUGAAUUUUUUUUGCUCUCAUAUUACAAAAGCCCUUAUUUCGUCUGAUCAUGUAGCCCACGUUACAGCUUAUGUCUAUAAAAGCUUUCAGAACAAGGAGAUGUGGCUAUUUUGCCAUGUGGUAAAAGUUUUUGUAGCAAUUUUGAAGCUACCAGUUCUUUAUAGACAGAGCCUUGGUGGCGACUGGGUCUGACAGGAACAAUGGACUUUUUCAUAGACUGAUCCAAAUGCACUGAGACGCUAAUUUAAUGUUCUGCCUUGAGAAGGCCAUAUGAUAUUUUGGAGAAAACAAGGUGCUGUCUACAGACUCUUUGUGGAAGGAUGUUUAGGCCUGGAUCAUAUAUAACACACAAUAGAAUGUCUUAGGAAUAAGCUGCAACAGAAGCAAAAAUCUCCACCACUGAAUACACAGGAUCUGCAACAAAUCAGAAAGCUUCUCCCUUCACUGACAUGGAUGGUGCAUCUUCCAUUCCUCUUCAAUGCCUAUCAUGACAUUGAUGCUAAAAAAAAAAUCUAUUCUCUACUAAAUGCCAUAAUAGUAAAUCUCCAUGUGGUGCCAUGUGUUUGGCUGCAUAUGGAGAAAAUGAGCAACACAGUUCCAUCAAAAUGAACUUUAUUCCUUUUUUUAUUACAAAUGUAAUUUAGUGUAGUUCAUUCAUAUUUCUUUUUCCUUUUUUUCUCUAUUUUUCUUGGCGGCGUCUUCUGCCAAAAUGGUUGCGUAUCUGAAAGGUACUUGCCACGGGAGACGAUAAUCAUCUAAAUAAAUGGACAGGAACUACUAUAUCUAUAUGGGUUAUGUAUAGAUUCUUGGCAUGAGAUAGGGUUUAACAAAAGGAGAUCAUAUCUAUUAUAGCAUAGGCAAGGAUCAAUCAGUGUAAUGGGCAACUCGUGCAAGCUGCCUCAUACUCCAGGAGCACUUUUCUUUAUUAAGAUUUGACAAAUGGUUAGAAAAGAGGACAAAAAUGUUACAUCUCCCAUAUUUUGUGUUAUGUAUGGCAGCAGAUUAAGAGAGAUUUAGAAGAGAGAUAAAGUCAUGUAUUGUGUGGUGAAUUUUACACCAACUGAAUUUUAUUGAUGCUCACUGAUCAUGUCUGUGACAGAAUGAGAUGAUUCAGUGAGUGCAU
This is a messenger RNA of Trichomycterus rosablanca, 3452 nucleotides long. It is a transcript of the gene gatad2b, whose product is annotated as GATA zinc finger domain containing 2B. Gene Ontology annotation, molecular function: sequence-specific DNA binding. The coding region runs from base 95 to 1999 and encodes 634 amino acids. Gene Ontology annotation, biological process: negative regulation of transcription by RNA polymerase II. The transcript has 11 exons. The record is from RefSeq and is a predicted model, not a curated record. NCBI's taxonomy places the organism in Eukaryota, Metazoa, Chordata, Actinopteri, Siluriformes, Trichomycteridae. Gene Ontology annotation, cellular component: NuRD complex.